AUGGGCCCCUGUACCGCCUCCUCAUGCUGCUGCCAGGCCCGUAAUCUGCCAUGGGCCCCCGUACCGACUCCUCAUGCUGCUGCCAGGCCCGUAAUCUGUCAUGGGCCCCUGUACCCGCCUCCUCAUGCUGCUGCCAGGUCCAGAGUGUGUCAUGGGUCCCUGUACGGCCUCCCAUUGCUGCUGUCUCCAUCGCCACACUCUGCCAUGUGCCACUUUCAGGUCUCCUCACACUGCUGGUGGGUUCCAUUUUUUCAUAGGGUGCUGUAUGGCCUCCCAUUGCUGCUGCCUCCACCGCCACACUGUGGCUCCACACUCUGGUUUUGUCCCCGUGACUGCCCAAAUGAGUGAAGUGUGCGGUGAUUCUAAGAUCGACGGCACUCAUCUGCAUGUCAUACUGACUGACAGUAUUAUUUUCUCUUCCCCAGCAGACUCCAAGGGCAUUUAAAUUAAAGGUACAGUGUUCUGCACUAAUAUAA
Staurois parvus is the source of this 476-nucleotide messenger RNA. NCBI's taxonomy places the organism in Eukaryota, Metazoa, Chordata, Amphibia, Anura, Ranidae. The record is from the annotation of a GenBank genome assembly.